AUGUCCGCUCCCCCGUCUCCUCUUCCGCCACCCCCCCGCCCCCUGAGUCCAAAUGGUCUUUCCCAUUGUGCCCUGCUCGACCUGUCCAUCACAGCGGAGCCCCUCCUACCCCCCCUGUCAAUCACGGCAGAGCCCCGCUCACCUGACUCCGCCAUUGGUCAAGUGAAGCAGCGCGUAAAGACAACCAAUCAGCUCCCAGCGUGUCCAGAGGGGGCAGAGCUUAACACCACGCUGGCGUUGAGGGCGGAGCUUCAGUCCCUGCAGGGGCAGCAAUGGGACGCAGCUAAAGCUCUGAAAGAAACUCUGGAGAAAAACCAAAGAACUCGAACGAUGAUCAACAAUAGAGCCACGCGAGGCGUGUCCUUCUCAUCACAUGACCGCCUUUACUCUUCCCUGGUGAGCGUGCACGUGUCUGAGAGUCAUGUGCCCAGAGCUGCCAUUCCAUUGGUCAGCGCUCCAAAAGCACCGCCUACUGCAGGACCUGACCUCCUGACCUCUGACCCUUACCACAGGCCCCUCCCCCUGCAGACAUGCCCCACCCCCUGCGUGAAGCCCCGCCCCCACAGCGCCCCCUUCACCCUGAGCCAAAGACGGCAGCGCUGGGACUGUAGUUUAGGCCUCUGA
Messenger RNA from Knipowitschia caucasica, 624 nucleotides. The record is from the annotation of a GenBank genome assembly. Lineage: Eukaryota; Metazoa; Chordata; Actinopteri; Gobiiformes; Gobiidae.